AAUGUACUUUUUUGAACGUAUUGGAAAAUAGAAACAUUUUUUUCUAUUCCUACGUAUUUGUAGGCACAAUUCUACGUGAAGUUAGCUGUUAACGAGAUGAAAAUUGCAUGGUCAGUUGUUGCCAUACGUGGGAUAGAAUUUAUAACACUAACUGCACUACAGAUAAAAGCAUCAUCCAGUUAUCCAUUAACCUACAAAAGUGAACGUCUGUCAAAUAUAUUUCUAUUUUGCAAAUAAAAAAGAUUUAUACUGUUGUGAGAGACUUACAACCUUAAAAAUGAGUGCACCAAUAAGUACAGCAAUGGACAAUUUAACAGCUGCAAUUAGAUCGAAUAUAAUUCCAAAUCAAGAAUACUUAUUACAAGGAUCUGUGUUGGACAGUGCUGUGGAAGUAUUGCUUCACAGAUUACGUGGUUUAUGUGAUAAUGUCGACACAGGACCAGAAACCUUUAAUGACCACGAAAUGUGUUUCAGUAUCAGAGGAGCUGAACAACCAUUACUUUUACGUGUAAGAAGGGCUUUAGAUUAUCAAGAUAUGCCUUGGCAGUUACGUUACAUUGGUCAACCCGAAUUGGGUGACAAAUCAAGACCUACAAUCGUUAGAAGCAGUUUAGACAUAGCAACUAGUAAUACAGUUGUUGAUUUUCUAACAGAGCUUGGAUGUAGGCUAGAUUUUGAAUAUAUUGCACGUGGCUAUAUGUUCCGCAAGGGUAGAAUGAAAGUGACAGUUUCCAAAAUAUUUAAAAUGGGUCAACAAGGAAAAAUACCUGAGAGUAUGGAAGCGAUAUCACAAAGUUACUUAGUAGAACUGAGUGUUUUAGCACCUAGUGGCCAGGAUGCAAUAGCAGAAGAUAUGAGGAUUUUUGCAGAACAAUUGAAACCCUUGGUACAACUUGAAAAAAUCGACUACAAAAGAUUUGUUCAUUAACAUAAAAAGUAUAAAUUGCAUUUUUGCAACUUGUAUCAAUUGUAUUUGUGUAAAUCUUUUUUGUAGUAUAAUUGUAUAUAUAAUGUGAUUUUUUGUAAUUUAAGUUAUAUAAGAAAUAAACAUUUUUAUAUUU
Molecule: messenger RNA, 1061 nt
Organism: Frieseomelitta varia
Lineage: Eukaryota; Metazoa; Arthropoda; Insecta; Hymenoptera; Apidae
Gene: MED18
Product: mediator of RNA polymerase II transcription subunit 18
Exons: 2
Coding region: 278-928 (216 amino acids)
Biological process (GO): termination of RNA polymerase II transcription; regulation of transcription by RNA polymerase II
Cellular component (GO): core mediator complex; mediator complex
Molecular function (GO): transcription coregulator activity
Source: RefSeq, a predicted model, not a curated record